This is a messenger RNA of Sinocyclocheilus grahami, 2213 nucleotides long. Its product is annotated as mitogen-activated protein kinase kinase kinase kinase 4-like. The coding region runs from base 323 to 700 and encodes 125 amino acids. Gene Ontology annotation, cellular component: cytosol. The transcript has 4 exons. The record is from RefSeq and is a predicted model, not a curated record. Gene Ontology annotation, biological process: protein phosphorylation. Gene Ontology annotation, molecular function: ATP binding; protein kinase activity. Lineage: Eukaryota; Metazoa; Chordata; Actinopteri; Cypriniformes; Cyprinidae.
AACAAAGUUGAAUUCUAUCUAUAUACAGUAUACAGUAUAUCUACAUAUAUGCUCCUGUUUCAGAAGUAGACGCACACACACACACAUCUAGCUGAGUGUGUGCACGGUCCUCCCCCGUCCCUCCCCUCGGCUGUCUCUGCCCACUCCUCCGCCAUGCACUGACCCAGACUCCGCUGCGCUUCCUCAUCCUCAUCCUCAUCGUCACCGCGAACAAUAGCGCGAGCCGCAGGCCUGACCGCACGCGCGACACAGCGAUGCUGAGCGGCGUCUGAGGCGCACGGAGCACACGCGGCAUCGCUUCAGACUCGAGCUCUCGGAGAAGAUGGCGAACGACUCUCCGGCGAAGAGCCUGGUGGACAUCGACCUCGCCUCUCUGCGGGACCCUGCUGGUAUUUUCGAGCUGGUGGAAGUGGUCGGCAAUGGCACCUACGGACAAGUGUACAAGGGUCGACAUGUCAAAACCGGGCAGCUGGCGGCCAUCAAAGUCAUGGACGUGACUGAAGAUGAAGAAGAGGAGAUUAAGCUGGAGAUUAACAUGCUGAAGAAAUACUCUCAUCAUAGAAACAUCGCCACGUAUUACGGCGCCUUCAUCAAGAAGAGUCCUCCAGGACACGACGACCAGCUGUGGGUCAGUCUCACACACACACACACACUCACACACACUCCUCAGGAACCUCCUCCUGCCUCACAUUUCACCUGAUAUCCGCUCUCAGUCUAAUUUGUCUAUGUCUGACCCACAGGUCAACAAGGGUUUCAUCUGUGUUCAUGUUAAAUACUAACUAGAUCAGAUUCUACUCAAACAGCACUGUUCACUCUAGUGACCGUCUCGGACCUCACCGUCCUCACUGGGACUAAUGAUUUCUGAUACCACACGCCUUUGGAAAUAUUAAUGACAACAAACUUAAUUAAACAACAGCACGUAGAUUUCAAGUGUAAUGAGUGUAAUGUAACAUGUUUCAGUCAUUAAGAGAAAAAAAUCUGGAGCUGAAGAUCUGAGCAGAGUUCAUCCACUGACAACAAUACACACCGAUCCCAUGUGUGUGUGAUUCAGAGCGGAUGCACCACAGUCUUCAUUAAUGAGUCAAACUGAACAAUAACAUCAGGUGUGUCUGAGCCCUUCAGGUGUCAUGCUUCUGGACUGCCUGUGUGUAUGUUUUCCUCCCCAUGUGCUCUCAGUGACCCAGUGUUUCUGUCUCUCGUUGAUUGUUCAUUUGAUUCAGGUGUGUCUUUUCUAUUACCCUCGUUUUGUCCUGUAUUUAAAGUGUGGUUUGCCCUAUGUUCCCUUGUCCAGUGUUAAACAUCAAUGCUAUGUGCUGCGUGUGGUGUUCCUGCCUGCCCCCUAUUUGGAUAAUUUAAAGACUGUUAUUCAUGAAUCUCCUGCGUCUCCGUGUCCUUCACUCCUGCACAGCAGACACCCUGACAGAACACUGGACCAACAAAAAGAAGUAUAUUGCGUGUUCCCCUCCGUUUGUUUUCGUGUUUAGUUUUUUCCCCCCCAAUGGAUCCCCUCGUCGCUAAAUUCACAGUCCUAGCCUGUAAGGACCUGCCCAUCUUGGAGUAUGUGGUUAAGUUCAGCCAACUCGCCGUUUUAACUGCAUUCGACGACGCAGCGCUGAACUCACUUUUCUGGAUCGGGGCAAAUUACCAUCGCCCCGUUGAUCAUCCGGUGUCUGGAGAGCAUCCGGCCCCCAAUCCAGAGCACAGCCAGACUCAGAGCCCAGCCCACCAUCACCUUGCUGCACAGAGCCAAAGCCCGAGCCCGCCACACGGAACGACAGAGCUGAGGAUCGCCGCGGAGCCCGAGCUUCAAGUGACAUCAGACCAGGUGUGAGAGCCAGCUACAUUGCUCGCCACGAGGGAGAAGGCCGUGGACAGCGAGAGUGCGGAGAGGAGCUCUGCCCACUGCACCAUGGCUGAGGGUGAGCUUAUUGUGUAUCUGGGACUGCUGGACUUUGAAGGGGACUUAAUAUACUGGAAGGCAGAUAUAUAUGCAGACAUGCCCAUUUUCCUCCCACCUUCCUCGGACUUACCAGUCUGCCCUGAACUGUCUGUUAGCCCUGUUGUUCCCCUGUCUUACACGCUCCCGGUAUGGGAGUCGCGAUUUGGUGUGUGUGGGCAGUGCACAUCGGCCCGGGGGCUCACGGAUAGCCACCCACCUGCCCGCUCCUGCCUCCUCCACCGCUGUCGUCUGGCAGCCCCUCUGCUCACCCUCA